Molecule: messenger RNA, 1851 nt
Organism: Magallana angulata
Lineage: Eukaryota; Metazoa; Mollusca; Bivalvia; Ostreida; Ostreidae
Product: receptor-type tyrosine-protein phosphatase mu-like
Exons: 17
Coding region: 73-1851 (592 amino acids)
Biological process (GO): protein dephosphorylation
Molecular function (GO): protein tyrosine phosphatase activity
Source: RefSeq, a predicted model, not a curated record
AAAUGUAGGAACAACAAGCACGGAGUAAUUGAUUUGACAAACAGUACUCUUAGAUACACCUCUUCAAACACAAUGCUGAAUUUAUCCACAUUUGAUAAAAAUAAGGAAACUGAAGAUCACGAAGAUUUAUCCGAAUUGAUAAACACACCACAUAGUAAACUUCAAAAUCAGCCGGAUAUGUUGAGAGAGAAUGAAAAAUUAACAUGUAGCGAUGUUGAUAUGAAUGGGUAUAUCAUAAUGCACGAAAACCAAUUGGAUCGAAAAGAAACUACUUUAGAAAACAGAUUAGAAAAAAUGAUUAAAGAAAAAUCGGAAAACGAAGACGAUGGUUUUAAAAAAGAAUAUCAUACCUUGUUGUGCGGACCAAGAUAUCCGUGUGAGAUAGGAAAACGCCCGGAAAAUAUCAAGAAGAACAGAUUCAAAUCCACUGUUGCUUAUGAUCACUCAAGAGUUAUACUGGUUGCCAAAUGUCCAGACUACAUUAACGCUAAUUAUAUUGAUGGAGUUAGACAAGAGAAUGUGUACAUCGCAACGCAAGGCCCUCGAAAAAACACAGUAUCAGACUUUUGGUCCAUGGUUUGGCAAGAAAGGGUGAAGCAGGUCGUUAUGUUAACCAAUCUCAUGGAAGGAGCUAAGGAAAAGUGUUUUCAGUAUUGGCCAGAAUUAGAGGCAGACGCAAAGUUUGACACAUUCAAAAUAAAAACCAUUGAUGAAAGGCAUUAUGCAUACUACGUCACACGGAAGCUGAAUGUUACACACACAACUAUAAAUGAGAAUAGAGUGGUCGCCCAGUAUCAUUACACCACCUGGCCGGAUCACGAUACACCCGAUCCGCUUUGUCUUUUAUUGUUCCAUAACCACGUGACGAGAACAAAAGUUGCCCGCCAUAAGGUUCCAACUUUAGUUCACUGCAGUGCUGGAAUAGGAAGAACAGGAACAUAUAUAGCAAUCGAUGCCUUAUACGAAGAAGGUCAAUGCCAAUCCAAAAUUAACAUUGCAGAAUAUGUGAGGAAAAUGAGAGAAAAGAGAAUAAAUAUGGUCCAGACUUAUGAACAAUACAAGACAAUAUUUUUGACUUUGAACGAAACGUCUAAAGCCCCAGUUGGCGUCCAGACAGCAAUUGAUUAUCAAAAAUCUUUACAAUUAGCUAAACGUGAUCAUCAUACGUUUGUCUCAACAGUCAAAAAAGAAUUUCAGAAGCUUCUUUCAAUUCGACACUGUUACUCAGAAAACGAUUACAAAAUGGCACUAACUCCAGCAUCUACGUCAAUUCGCGCUCUUGACCAAUACGCUUUGUUCCUGACAUCAAGUGUUCCAGAACGUGAAAACUACAUCAAUGCCAUAUCCUUACCGUCUUUUACCCAUUCGAACGCUUUUAUCAUCACCCAUUAUCAAACAACAGGAAAUUCUGUAGACUUUAUACGACUUAUUACUGAUUACGAAUCCGAUAUAGUUGUCUGUAUGGAACCCCUCUGCAAUGUUGAAUUCGCAUAUGAAUGGCUACCGACGGCAACACAACAUAGAACUUUGACACCCUACACGAUUCAAUUAUAUCAAGAACGUAUAACGGAAAUUAAACGCAGCGAAAUUGAGACUGUCAAAGAAGAGUGUUCUGAUAGACCAUGGUCUAUUGAAAUAGUUGAGCCAAUGUGCACCCUCACAAAGGAUUAUUCCCAAACAGCUUCACAAAUUCUUAGUUUAGUGUCUUUUGUACAAAGCGUAAAAACACAAAACCCCAUCACCGUUGUCAGCAGAGAUGGGGUUGCUCUGUGCGGUGUGUUCUGUGCUGUAUACAACCUGAUACAACAACUGACAAUGGACGAGGAGAUGGACGUGUUCUCUGUGAUGUAA